AAAAGGGAAGAAUUUCAAAGUCCGACGUAUUACACCUUUACCUCCUACCACCUUACUCAACAUGGCUGGAAUUAACCCUGGAGACGAGAAACUCAUAUUCGAAUCAUCUGAGGCGGUACCAGUUGUAUCGACGUUUGAUGACCUUGGGUUGAAGGAGGAUUUGUUACGCGGCAUCUAUGCUUACAACUUUGAAAAGCCUUCCGCCAUCCAGCAGCGUGCCAUUCUACCUAUAACCCAGGGCAGGGAUGUCAUUGCACAAGCACAGUCUGGAACCGGAAAAACUGCGACAUUCGCCAUUUCCAUCCUCCAGUCUAUUGACGUAACAGUCCGCGAAACUCAAGCCCUCGUGCUCUCACCCACUCGCGAGUUGGCUACACAGAUCCAAUCUGUUGUUCUUGCGCUUGGCGACUACAUGAACGUGCAAUGUCAUGCUUGCAUUGGCGGUACGUCAAUUGGCGAGGACAUCCGAAAACUAGAAUAUGGUCAACACGUCGUAUCCGGCACUCCUGGACGUGUCUUUGACAUGAUUAGGCGGCGCAGUCUGCGAACUCGGAACAUCAAGAUGCUUGUACUGGACGAGGCCGAUGAGCUGUUGAACAAGGGUUUCAAGGACCAAAUCUACGACGUCUACCGCUACCUCCCCCCUGCAACACAAGUAGUGCUGCUUAGUGCAACCCUACCAUACGAUGUCCUGGAGAUGACGACAAAAUUCAUGACCGACCCUAUCCGUAUCCUUGUCCGACGUGAUGAGUUGACGCUGGAGGGUAUCAAGCAGUUUUUCGUAGCCGUGGAGAAGGAGGACUGGAAGUUCGACACGCUCUGCGAUCUGUACGACACGUUGACAAUAACCCAAGCUGUUAUCUUCUGCAACACAAGACGAAAGGUGGAUUGGUUGACGGAAAAGAUGCGAGCAGCAAACUUCACUGUCUCUUCCAUGCAUGGCGAGAUGGUUCAAAAGGAGCGUGAUGCGAUCAUGGCUGAGUUCCGUAGUGGUACUUCUCGAGUUCUCAUUACCACCGAUGUUUGGGCUCGCGGUAUCGACGUCCAACAGGUAUCGCUCGUGAUUAAUUACGAUCUUCCCGCGAACCGUGAGAAUUACAUCCACCGUAUUGGUCGUUCUGGCCGUUUCGGUCGCAAGGGUGUCGCUAUCAAUUUCGUCACCGUGGAUGAUGUUCGAAUCCUCCGGGAUAUUGAACAAUUCUACGGUACACAAAUUGACGAAAUGCCGGUCAACGCAGCAGAACUCAUUUGAUCGUAUCCAUUCCUGGGCAGUUCCGUCCAUGUACAAUAGUUCUUUCAUUUGUUCUUGUAGUGUUCUUCUAAUCCCGCCGCCCUCUUCAUUGUGCUUUGAAAUAUGUCGAUGCCAUAGUACGAACUUUAUAGGUAGUUAUGCCGUAUGUAUGAUGAAUUGAGUACCUAUUAUACUUGUGUUGGGGGGGUUUUUUUUUUGAAAAACAUUGUCAUUUAUGCUGAUAACGUCGAUUUCGCACUGCAACAUCGACAAUGGUUGGAUGAAAGAGUAGACAACAACAGUUCCUACAGCAUCACAUAAAAGCAAACCAAAUCA
Molecule: messenger RNA, 1567 nt
Organism: Somion occarium
Lineage: Eukaryota; Fungi; Basidiomycota; Agaricomycetes; Polyporales; Cerrenaceae
Source: the annotation of a GenBank genome assembly